Messenger RNA from Gossypium arboreum, 908 nucleotides. RefSeq names its product universal stress protein PHOS32-like. The coding region runs from base 18 to 701 and encodes 227 amino acids. The transcript is spliced from 5 exons. Lineage: Eukaryota; Viridiplantae; Streptophyta; Magnoliopsida; Malvales; Malvaceae. The record is from RefSeq and is a predicted model, not a curated record.
UCAUCGGCACUGAAAUAAUGGGAUUUGGUUGGAACAUCAAAAAACAUUGCAACAAACUCGUGUCUACAAAUCUAUGGUUUUUGGACACGACACACACAAUGUUCAAACAUCAACCUUGUAACUGUUGUGCCUUGGCGGCGACCAACCAUAAUUCAGACAAAAUGGAGACGGUAAUGGAAGAUGAAGAAUACACUUAUAGAGAUGUGUUCUUGCCGACAUUGAUCCCUAGAAUUCCAGCACCGGCUUUAGAGAGAGGGACGGUGGAGAGAAGGAGAGGGAGAGAUAUAGUGAUAGCCAUUGAUCAUGGUCCUAAUAGCAAACAUGCCUUUGAUUGGGCUCUUAUUCAUCUUGUUAGGCUUGCUGAUACACUCUAUCUCGUUCAUGCUGUUUCCAGUGUAAGAAGUGAGACUGUUUAUGAAGCCAGUCAAGCACUUAUGGAGAAGCUAAGUGUGGAGGCUUUUCAGAUUGCGAUGGUAAGAACGAUGGCUCGAAUCGUGUCGGGGGAUGCAGGCAAAGUGAUUUGCAAGGAAGCAGAAAGGGUGAAGCCUGCAGCUGUUGUUAUGGGAACCCGUGGUAGAAGCUUAAUACAAAGUGUUUUUCAAGGAAGUGUUAGUGAUUAUUGCGUCCACAAUUGCAAAUCUGCUCCUGUAAUAAUCGUACCCGGGAAAGAUGCUGGAGAUGGCUCACUAACUUGGAAUUGAUUGUUUCAAUCUUGAUUAGCUGAAACCCUAAUCUAGGUGAAUGGUUCUUUUCUAUUUUUUGAGAAUGUUUACAUGAUUUGAUUCCAAGUGAACUCAAUGUAUGUUGUGAUUAUGGUUAGUCAUUUCAAUUUUUAUGGAUUGGGUUAAGAUAAAUGUUAAAAAUUUAAAAUUUAACCAACAUAAAAAUAUUUUUGAUCGUUAUUGAAA